AUGGUGGCGACUACUACGAUUCCUAGUAAUGCUCCUAACGGGGACUCCUCAACUACAACCACUACAACGAUUACAACACGUUCAAAACGCCAACAAAGUCCAGACGUAAUUCCAAAUACAACGUCGAAACGAAUAAAGGGCGUUCACGAAAAUAUCGAGAUCGAAGAACACCCAAGCCAGAUAAAUAAAGAGAAUUUAGCAGCUGCUACUGUGACUGUUUCAAAUCUCGAUUCUUCUACCGCUACCACACCGGUAGCUACAGCCGCUAAUAACACCACCAGUGCAGCAUUGAAUCAGCCUGUAACCCAAUCAAAGACGUCUGAAAAGAAUGAAUUUCCAAAACGUCCUCAGAAGAUAGCUUUGUAUCAAAGAGUGUCGGAUGGAUUCGUUUUCUCUACUGGAAAUGUUCAGCCAGUAGCUGUUGUGUCAACUCAAUCGUUGGAUGAACAAAAAGUGCCAACAUUGGAUUCUAUCCUACCCAAAUAUCCACAGAUAAAAAAAGAACGGAAAACUGAAAUAACAGUUCCCGGAAUAAAAACUCUGAACUACGGUCCUUUCUCAUCGUUUGCACCUACUGUCGAUACUUCAAAUUGCAUGGUAACUAUGGAUGAGAUCGUGCUAUUACAGCAUCCAAAAUACAGAAAGAAUAAUUCAAAAAAAAAUGUACAUAAUAUUUUUCAACAACCCAUUGAUGUUGAUUCGGAUGAAAAUGAAUCUGUGGAUGAUCCAGAAGAGCAGGAGGAGGAACGGGGGGAGAAGGAGCAAAGCACGGAAAUGAUGGAUAUUGACAUGAACAAUAAUAAAAAUAAUGAUUCUUUAGAGAAAGAGAGUGAAAAUAUAAAACAAACGAAAAAUCUCGAAAAUGAGGUCUUGAAUAUCGAAGAGAAUUCGUCUUCGCCAAUUCAAGACAGUAAUAAAAUGCUAGAUAGAGAAGAUGAUAACUUAGAGAUUGAUAAAAAAGAGUUGUUAGAGGAGAAAAUUGAUAAAAAAGCGUUACUAGAAGAAGGAAUUGAUGUCGAUUUGUUAAUGCAAUUAUGUGAGCCUGAUUCUCAAUCGAAAUCAACAAAAUCACUUAAUGAAAGCGAAGUAACUACUAGCAAGGGUAAAGAGGUGUGCAAGCGAGAUGCUGAAAUCGAGGAUGAUGCGAUAUUAUUGAAAGAAAAUCUUCCACUCUUUCAAGAGAUUCAAAAACUGCAAGAUGAAAGAUUUGCCAAAAAUCCCGAGCAUAUCUCUCCAAGAGAAAGAGAAAUAGCUUCUAUAUUAAUGGAACGCUUGGUCAAUUUAACAAAUAAAAUUCCACCCUAUUUGCUCGUAUCAUUAGAAGAAAUUGAAAAAGCAGCUGGCCGGAUACCAAUAAAAGAACCAUCUUAUAAAGGAAACCUUCCCGUCAAUAAACCGCAUGGUUAUUCAACAAAUAAUGGGAUAACCGAGAAUGCAAUUUCAAAUGGGCUCGCAGCACCGGGAUGGCAAAUUAAUAGUCAGUCUGCUUCAAGAUCCCAACCUACCGGUGGUAUUCAAACUGGUGGUAUGACGAUGCAGCAGCCACCGCAUCAUUUAUCUAUGCGUACAAGUCCUCCGCAGACGAGAUCAAUGUCAAGAGCCCAAAAUAUGAAUGAAGUAUAUUCUUCUCAUCCACCAUUACCUCCGAUGCAACAAAUUUCAUAUGGAUCUAAUAAUACACCGGAAACUCCUCUUUAUCCAAAAACACAAAAUGGAUAUAUCAAUAGUCAGAUAACUCCUUAUUCUAUGAAAUCACAGUCACCAUAUCAUAAUCCAUCGACAUCUUAUCCUCCAUAUCAUCACUCCCCUUCACCUUAUCCUAUUAUACCAGAAGCACGGGCAAUUGGAGUACAGCAUCCUUCAUAUUCAUCAUCAACACAUCCUGGGUAUCCACAGCAUCCUCCGAUUUCACAAGAUGGCUACUUGUCUACAUAUCAUUCCUCAUUCUCGUCUACACAACCAAACCCUGUAAUUCCUUCCUCAUCACAAGCCGCUUAUAUGUCCACGCAGCAUACAUCAUAUUCGUCGACGCAGCAAACAAAUUAUUCAUCAAUGUCAAAAUCUUACACUAUCAAACCUCAAAAUCCAUUUCAUCAUCAUUCCACUUAUCCCACAUACCAACAACUCCCACCAUAUCAUAUGAUGCAAAAUGCUGCCUACAAUAAAGAACCGCAAGCUAGGACUUUAGGAAUGCAGCAACAAUCUUCAUACAUACCAUCUGCACAUCCUGGAUAUCCGACGCAACAGCUUCCUCCAAUUUCUUCAGCCUCGCAAUCCGCUUAUCUGCCGACUCAUCACUCACCAUUCUCGUCGGCACAGCAAACAAACUAUUCGUCUUCGCCAAAAACUUCAUUCCCUUUGAAUCAACAGGCUCCCUAUCUGACAAUACCACCGAUACAACCAUCUAUCUCGCCAACUCCACAGGCCGCAUUCUCUGCUCCACCAAACAACUUGCACACACAUAUCUUCAAAUUGUUAAAUAAUUAA
Molecule: messenger RNA, 2487 nt
Organism: Ambispora leptoticha
Lineage: Eukaryota; Fungi; Glomeromycota; Glomeromycetes; Archaeosporales; Ambisporaceae
Source: the annotation of a GenBank genome assembly